Molecule: messenger RNA, 2646 nt
Organism: Chanos chanos (milkfish)
Lineage: Eukaryota; Metazoa; Chordata; Actinopteri; Gonorynchiformes; Chanidae
Gene: dnm1l
Product: dynamin 1-like
Exons: 20
Coding region: 112-2310 (732 amino acids)
Biological process (GO): mitochondrial fragmentation involved in apoptotic process; peroxisome fission; intracellular distribution of mitochondria
Cellular component (GO): mitochondrion; cytoplasm; membrane
Molecular function (GO): microtubule binding; GTP binding; GTPase activity
Source: RefSeq, a predicted model, not a curated record
GUGUUGUUUAAUGGUGUCUCUGUGAGGGACAUUGGAUGACUUUGUGCUGUGUUUAGCAGGAUAGCUGAUUAGCUAGUCCAUUCAUUUUGACAGGUACCAAAUUUCAGCAGAAUGGAGGCUCUUAUUCCUGUCAUUAACAAACUUCAGGACGUAUUUAAUACAGUAGGCGCAGAUAUCAUACAGUUGCCACAGAUAGCAGUGGUUGGAACACAGAGCAGUGGGAAGAGCUCGGUGCUGGAGAGCUUAGUGGGCCGAGACCUUUUACCCCGUGGAACAGGCAUCGUCACCCGCAGACCGCUGAUCCUUCAGCUGGUACACGUGGACCCAGAGGACAGGAGGAAGACCGGCGAGGAAAAUGAGCCCAAUGCCUGGAAAAAUGGACGCUUUUCCAAAGGUGUGGAUGGUGAAGAAUGGGGCAAGUUUCUGCACACCAAAAACAAGAUCUACACAGAUUUUGAUGAAAUCAGGCAAGAAAUUGAAGCUGAAACCGAAAGGAUUUCUGGAACUAAUAAGGGUAUCAGUGAUGAGCCCAUUCAUCUCAAGAUCUUCUCUCCCCAUGUGGUUAACCUGACACUGGUAGACCUGCCUGGCAUCACCAAGGUUCCGGUGGGAGACCAGCCUAAGGACAUAGAGAUUCAGAUACGUGAGCUCAUUCUGAAAUACAUCAGUAACCCAAACUGUAUCAUCCUAGCGGUGACUGCUGCCAACACAGACAUGGCCACAUCUGAGGCUCUUAAAGUGGCCCGAGAGGUCGACCCUGACGGGCGUAGAACACUUGCUGUGGUGACCAAACUGGACUUGAUGGAUGCUGGCACUGAUGCCAUGGAUGUCCUGAUGGGUAGAGUCAUUCCAGUCAAACUGGGUCUCAUUGGAGUGGUCAACAGGAGUCAGUUGGAUAUAAACAAUAAGAAAACCGUGGCUGAUGCGAUCCGAGAUGAGCAUGCCUUCCUACAGAAGAAAUAUCCCUCACUUGCAAACAGAAAUGGAACCAAAUAUUUGGCCCGGACACUCAAUAGGCUGCUGAUGCACCAUAUCAGAGACUGUUUACCAGAGCUGAAAACCCGCAUCAACGUACUGGCUGCCCAGUACCAGUCCCUGCUCAGUAGCUACGGCGAACCGGUGGAUGAUAAGAGUGCCACGCUGCUCCAGCUUAUCACCAAGUUUGCCACUGAAUACUGCAACACCAUUGAGGGCACGGCCAAAUAUAUCGAGACAGCCGAGCUGUGUGGUGGAGCGAGGAUUUGUUAUAUAUUCCAUGAGACAUUUGGCAGGACCCUGGAGUCUGUGGACCCUCUUGGUGGACUCACCACAAUAGAUGUGUUAACGGCCAUCAGAAACGCCACGGGCCCUCGUCCUGCUCUGUUUGUGCCUGAGGUGUCGUUUGAACUGCUGGUGAAGAGACAGGUGAAGCGUCUGGAGGAGCCCAGCCUGCGCUGCGUGGAACUGGUGCACGAAGAGAUGCAGAGGAUUAUCCAGCACUGCAGUAACUACAGCACACAGGAGUUGCUGAGGUUUCCAAAGCUGCAUGAUGCCAUAGUUGAGGUGGUGACCUCUCUCCUGAGGAAAAGACUGCCCGUCACCAAUGACAUGGUUCAUAACCUGGUUGCUAUUGAAUUAGCCUACAUCAACACUAAACACCCAGACUUUGCCGAUGCCUGUGGUCUCAUGAACAAUAACAUAGAGGAGCAGAGGAGGAACAGAAUGAGAGACCUGCCCUCAGCAGUACCGCGUGAUAAGUCCCUUAAAGGUCCCAGUGGACAGUCCCUGUCCCCCACUGAGCACCCCCCCGCUGAGGGAGAGGCUCCCAAGGUGUGUGGCUCCGUUGUAGCCGGAGGAGCCCAGGGAGAUCAGGAUGGAGGCACGGGGAACUGGAGGGGGAUGCUGAAGAAGGGCGAGGACGGUCUGCCUGAAGACAAGGCUAAGUUACAGAGCACACUCCCAGCCAGCCCUCAGAAAGGGCAUGCAGUCAACCUACUGGACGUGCCUGUUCCUGUGGCCAGGAAGCUGUCAGCUCGUGAACAAAGAGACUGUGAGGUCAUCGAGAGGCUUAUCAAGUCCUACUUCCUCAUCGUCCGCAAAAACAUUCAGGACAGUGUGCCAAAGGCUGUGAUGCACUUCUUGGUGAACUAUGUGAAGGACAGUUUACAGAGUGAAUUGGUAGGGCAGCUGUAUAAACCGGCUCUUCUGGACGACCUGCUCACAGAGUCUGAGGACAUGGCUCAACGCCGCAACGAGGCUGCCGACAUGCUCAAGGCCCUGCAGAAGGCCAGCCAGGUCAUCGCUGAGAUCAGGGAAACCCAUCUUUGGUGAGGGUGAUGACCCCAGUGUGCCAGACCCUGAACCCCACCCCCUGUCACCAGGGCGUGUCAGGCAGACGGCUGAAAAUGCCGUGGUGUCAAUGUGUUUUAAUAUGUUCUCUGUGGACUGCAUUACAGACAGCACAGGUCAUUUGUCCUCUCUGCUCACUGUGGUACUUACCAACCACAACACAACAACAUCCUCAUUGUCCUUAGUCUACCAAGGAAUGUGUGUCACCCAUGUAAUGGAAAUGAAAAGUAGAAAUGUAUAAAGCAUAAUAAUAAACAAACAUCUGUGCUAUCUUGCCUCUGGGAAAUGUGCUUUAAACAGAGAAAAAGAAAUCAUGCA